AUGUCAAAGAGGGUCAUAAAGAGACCUAUCAGUUGUAGAGAAGAGAAGAGCAGUUUUUGGAGACAUCAUUUGAAUGAAAUAGCAAAUCUGGUUUAUCCUUCAUCAGCUGGUAUCAGAGCCGCAAGGCUUGGGACCCAGAACAACAUGAUGGUUCGUGGUGGACACCGUGGUGGGCGCGGAAAUCAGCGACGUAACCCCCGCAACAUUGAGAAUGAGGAACUCAGGAGGCAAGUCCAGCAACUAACAGAGCGUUUGCAGCGCUUUGAAGCCCGGAGUCGUGAGGAGGACGAUUCAGACUCUGACGACGACAUCGAAAAUCCCUUUCACUUUCGUGCUCCGCCCGAAGAACCAGGUGGUGAGGGCAUGUAUGAUCGUACUGGUCAAUUUGAUAUGAAGGUGGAGAUUCCCGAACUUGAAGGGAAGAUCAAACCAGAGGAGUUUGUCGAUUGGCUUAAUACUGUGGAAAGAGUCUUUGACUACAAAGAGAUGCCAGACCACCGGAAAGUGAAGCUUGUUGCUGUCAAGUUAACAAAAAAAUGCAUCAGCUUGGGAAGUAAAUUUGUGAAUGAGUAUACUGAGGAAUUUGAUUUGUUCAUGAUUUGUUAUGGUAUUGACGAACCGGAGGAGCAAACCAUUGCUCGUUACUUGGGCGAGUUGCGAAAAGAGAUUCAAGAUGUUGUAACUUUGCAGGCAUAUUGGUCUUAUGAUGAUGUUUACAAGCUUUUAGUCAAAGUAGAGAAGCAAAUGAAGCAGAAGGCAAAUCGUACAGUCGAGGGAUUUGGUUUGGGACAUGUGCAAGCUGAUUGCCCAAAUAUAAGCUUUGUUAACUACACAGAAGAGACUUUAUCUUGGGAAGACUCAGUGAAUGAUGAUGACACUCCUAUAUAUGAUGAAUACAAAGAUGAUGAUAAAGGUGUAACAUGGAGUGAUAAAGGGGAAGCUCUAGUCAUUAGACGAAGCAUGAACAAUUCAAAGAUUGAGAACCAUGAUUGGUUGCACCAUAGCAUUUUUCAUAUUAGGUGUACUGCCAGUGGGAAGGUCUGCAAUGUCAUAAUUGAUGGUGGAAGUUGUGAAAAUGUUAUGUCACAAGAAAUGGUUGACAAGCUAAAGCUGAAGGUUGAGAAGCGCCCAACUUCUUACAAGCUUGCCUGGUUCAAGAAAGGCAGUGAGGUAAAUGUUGAUAAGUGUUGUCUAAUUUCAUUUUCUAUUGGUAAAUCAUACCAAGAUGAAGCAUGGUGCGAUGUAGUACCCAUGGAUGCGUGUCAUUUACUACUGGGACGGCCAUGGCAGUAUGAUCGAAAAGCUAUUCAUGACGGAUACAAAAACACUUACACCUUUGUCAAAGAUGGGGUGAAAGUGAUUUUGGGGCCAUCAAGGAGUGAGGCAGUAGCCAAAAGCAAUGCACAGGGGAAAACUACCUUCCUUAGCAUGGCAGAAUUUAUGGAGGAAAUGCAGAUGGAGACUAAUGUAUACACACUAGUGCCUUUGUUCAACGACUUUUAUGAUGUUAUUCCUGAGGAACUUCCAAUUGGUUUGCCACCUAUGAGGGAUACUGAACACCAAAUUGACUUCAUUCCGGGAUCUAAUUUACCCAACAAAGCUGCUUACCGAAUGAGUCCUACUGAGCAUCAUGAGUUGCAAAGGCAAGUCAGGGAGUUAGUGGAGAAAGGUCUAAUCCGAGAGAGCAUGAGUCCUUGUGUUGUCUCAGCUCUUUUGAAUCCAAUGAAAGACGGGACUUUGAGGAUGUGUGUGGACAACAGAGCUAUUAAUAAGAUCACCAUAAGGUACCGGUUUCCAAUUCCUCGUCCGGAUGAUUUGUUUGAUAUGCUAAGUGGCUCUAAGGUGUUUUCCAAGAUUGAUCUUCGAAAUGGGUACCAUCAGAUUAGAGUGAGACCUGAAGAUGAAUGGAAGACAUCCUUCAAGACUAGAGAUGGGUUGUAUGAGUGGCUUGUCAUGCCUUUUGGGUUAUCAAAUGCUCCAAGUACUUUCAUGCGCCUUAUGGUUCACAUACUUCAACAUUUGAUUGGUAGUGUGGUUGUUUAAUUUGAUGAUAUUUUGGUGUACAGUUUAAAUGAAGAGCAGCAUAUUGAACACCUCAGGCAAGUGUUGCAAGUUCUGCGAGAACAAAAGUUGUACGAUUUGAAGAAGUGUGAGUUCUUAACUGAUAUAUUGGUGUUCUUGGGUUAUGUUGUUUCAAAAGAGGGGAUUAAGGUUGAUCCAAGCAAGGUGGAGGCUAAUCGUAAUUGGCCAACUCAUGUUAAUACUCAUGAGGUACGAAGCUUUCAUGGUUUAGCUUCUUUUUACAAGAGUUUUAUCUCAAAUUGUAGCUCAAUCAUAACUCCCCUCACUGAUUUACUGAAGAAAGGUGAGUUUGACUGGAAUAAGGAGGAUGCGAAAGCUUUGAGUUAG
Argentina anserina (silverweed cinquefoil) is the source of this 2409-nucleotide messenger RNA. RefSeq lists its product as uncharacterized. The record is from RefSeq and is a predicted model, not a curated record. Lineage: Eukaryota; Viridiplantae; Streptophyta; Magnoliopsida; Rosales; Rosaceae.